Colletotrichum truncatum is the source of this 240-nucleotide messenger RNA. The record is from RefSeq and is a predicted model, not a curated record. NCBI's taxonomy places the organism in Eukaryota, Fungi, Ascomycota, Sordariomycetes, Glomerellales, Glomerellaceae.
AUGAAGGCGCUAAGCGCCUUCAUCUUCAGAGACCAAGAAAACGACGCACCAAACGAGGGUGGUACUAAGGCCGAAACAACAGAACAGGUUUCCCAGGCGGCACAGUCGACAGAAGAAGAAACCAAUAACGCGGGGCGAACGAGCGACCAGGGUCAGUCGGAGGAGACGAGCCCUCCAAUUUUAAAAAAGGCGGCAAACACGAAGGCGGCCAAUGAGUUUAGCGGUUCGGAAGCAUCGUAG